CGCUCGACUCGCCUGCUGCGAGCCGCACAGCUCUACAAGCACGCUAUGGAAGGCUCUGCCGCAGCCUCGACCUCGGCGGGCCCGUCUACGACUCGUCUCCCUUCAUCGGUCGUGCUCUCCCCGCAGAUCCUCAGCUCGUUCAAGCCGUCCAAGGUCUUCAAGGGCCACAACGCCAAGGACACGAGCUUCACCUCGCUCGAUUUCGACGACUCGGGCGGGUACCUCAUCACGAGCGCCGAGGACGAGAAGAUGCAGCUCUUUGACGCCCGCACUGGACACCAUGUCACGUCGAUUCCCUCGAAGAAGUACGGCGCGCAUCUCGCAAGGUUCACGCACACCAAGAGCACCAUGAUUCACGCCAGCACAAAGGAGAAUGACGACAUCCGCUACUGCAAGCUCGAGGACAAGAGCUACAUUCGUUACUUCAAGGGCCACACGAAAAGGGUCGUCUCGAUGGAGAUGUCGCCCUUGGACGACACGUUCCUGUCGGGCGCUACCGACGACACGGUCCGUAUGUGGGACCUGCGCACGGCGUCGGCGCAAGGCCUGCUCAACGUGGCCGGCCACCCGUGCGUCGCGUACGACCCGACCGGCGCCGUCUUUGCCGUCGUGCUCAACCUGCGGUCGACCGUCAUGCUGUACGACGUCAAGAACUUUGACAAGCAGCCGUUCUUCACGACGCACAUCGACGACCCGAUCCUGCGCGACCGAAGCUUCCCCGCGAGGACGCCCGUCUACACGAGCGUCCGCUUCAGCAAUGACGGCAAGUGGCUGCUCGUCGGGACGAGCGGCGACGUGCACUACGUCCUCGACUCGUUCGACGGCAACGUCAUGGCGCGACUAGAGCUUCCCGAACACUCGAUCGCGACUGGGCUCGAGCGAGCAGUGACGAAGCCGCAUGACCGCCCGAUGGAGCCCGCCGCAGGCCUUUCGUCCGAGGAGGUGUCGUGGUCGCCCGACGCGCGCUACAUCGUCGCCGGCGCCAUCGACGGCCGCAUCCACGUGUGGGACUUUGCGCCACCUCCCGCCGAGACGCCCGCCGACCGCCCGCCGCCGAGCAACAUGUGCACGCUGCACCCGGUCGCGAGCCUCGACGGCCACGCGACGGGCCCGGCGCGGUGCGUCGCGUUCAACCCCAAGUCGGCCAUGCUCGCGAGCGCGGGAAGGGAACUUGCGUUAUGGUUGCCCGACUUUAAGGAGGCGGGCUUGGUGAGGGACGAGGCGGGAGAGGCGCCGGCGCCGUAGCUCGCCGUCGCGUCGGGAGGAGCUGGAGCGCAAUGGACAGCUCUCGAAAGCUUUCCCGUC
This is a messenger RNA of Rhodotorula graminis WP1, 1305 nucleotides long. RefSeq lists its product as uncharacterized. The coding region runs from base 46 to 1245 and encodes 399 amino acids. Gene Ontology annotation, molecular function: protein binding; chromatin binding. The transcript has 8 exons. Gene Ontology annotation, cellular component: Set1C/COMPASS complex. The record is from RefSeq and is a predicted model, not a curated record. Lineage: Eukaryota; Fungi; Basidiomycota; Microbotryomycetes; Sporidiobolales; Sporidiobolaceae.